Messenger RNA from Notolabrus celidotus (New Zealand spotty), 5263 nucleotides. RefSeq names its product epidermal growth factor receptor a (erythroblastic leukemia viral (v-erb-b) oncogene homolog, avian) (gene egfra). Lineage: Eukaryota; Metazoa; Chordata; Actinopteri; Labriformes; Labridae. Gene Ontology annotation, biological process: cell surface receptor protein tyrosine kinase signaling pathway; protein phosphorylation; positive regulation of epithelial cell proliferation. Gene Ontology annotation, molecular function: epidermal growth factor receptor activity; epidermal growth factor binding; ATP binding. The record is from RefSeq and is a predicted model, not a curated record. Gene Ontology annotation, cellular component: basal plasma membrane; signaling receptor complex. The transcript has 28 exons. Bases 178 to 3771 code for a protein of 1197 amino acids.
CCGGACUGCUGGAGAUAUCUGCGAGGAGGAGGAGCUGUCAAAGUUUCCCAGAGAAGGAAAAACUCUUUUCACUGAAUAAGACAGAAGUACCUACAGAUCCUUCAGUUUUGUGAAAGCGGAAUAUCGCGGGACAUUGGCAUGGAAUGACACCUUCUCACGCGGAGCUUCAAAACCACGAUGGCAGCCUGUUUAGUGAAGUGGAUCAGUCUCACCUCUGUGCUGUGUCUGGGCUGCUGUGCUCUGACGGAAAAGAAAGCAGUAUGCCAAGGCAUCACCAACCGCUUAAACCUACUGGGUUCAAAAGAAGACCACUAUGUGAACAUGGUGAAGACGUACAGCAACUGCACUGUGGUCCUGGAAAACCUAGAGAUCACCUACAUGGAGGAGCACCGUGACCUGUCCUUCCUCAGGUCUAUUGAAGAAGUUGGCGGCUACGUCCUGAUUGCCCUCAACACAGCGUCCAGGAUUUCUCUGGAGAACCUUCGUAUCAUUCGAGGUCAUUCUCUCUAUGAGGGAGACUUUGCUCUUGCUGUGUUAGCCAAUCAUGAAAAAACGACAGGUCAGGGCACCAAUGAGCUUAUUCUCACCAGCCUCACAGAAAUUCUUAAAGGAGGUGUAAAGUUUGGAACUGGUCGUCUAUGUAAUGUUGAAACAAUACAGUGGUACGAUAUCAUCAAUGCUGACAACAAACCUGUCAUGGAGCUCCCAUUGGCAAGCAAAAACCCGCGCUGUAAAACAUGUGACUCAAGCUGCUUCAACGGGUCAUGCUGGGCAUCUGGUCCUGAAAACUGUCAGACAUUUACUAAGCUGAAUUGUGCACAGCAGUGCUCUAGAAGAUGCAAAGGACCUUCACCCAGUGACUGCUGUAAUGAGCACUGUGCUGCAGGCUGCACGGGACCAAGGGCUACAGACUGUCUGGCCUGUCGGGAUUUCCAGGAUGAUGGGGUGUGUAAGGACGCCUGCCCGGGCCUCAUGCGCUACGACCCCAACCUGCACCAGCUGGUACCCAACCCACACGGGAAGUACAACUUUGGGGCCACCUGCGUCAAGAGCUGCCCACAUAACUAUGUUGUGACUGAUCACGGAGCAUGCGUGCGGACGUGCAGCGGUAACACAUACGAGGUGGACGAGGGAGGAAUCAGGAAGUGUGCAAAGUGUGAUGGGCCGUGUCCAAAAGUGUGUAAUGGACUUGGAACAGGGAACAUGACUCACACCCUGUCCAUUAACGCCACCAACAUUGACUCCUUUAAAAACUGCACUAAAAUCAAUGGAAACAUAGCCAUCAUUUUCACUUCAAUUCAUGGGGACACGUACACCAAAACACCAAAGAUGAUUCCCUCCCAGCUUGAUGUGUUUAAGACGGUGAAAGAAAUUACUGGAUAUUUGUGGAUUCAAACGUGGCCGGAAAGCAUGACCUCACUGAGUCCUUUUGAGAAUCUGGAGAUCAUUCGGGGGCGAACUAAACGUGGCAGUCGCAGCGUGGUGAUGGUUCAACUUAACAUCCAGAGCCUCGGCCUUCGCUCCCUCAAAGAAAUCAGUGAUGGAGAUGUGGUCAUCAAUAAGAACGAGAACCUGUGUUACACUGAUAAAAGCCACUGGAAGAGGCUCUUCAAAUCAUCCAGCCAAACUGCGACCAUAGAGGAGAACUCUGAUCCUGCUAUGUGUGCUGGAAGGAACGAAACGUGUGACAGGAAGUGUACGGCUGAUGGCUGCUGGGGCCCCGGCCCGGACAUGUGUUUUGCCUGCCGUGACUUCAGCCGUGAAGAGAGCUGUGUUGACUCCUGCAACAUCUUGGAGGGAGAGCCUCGGGAGGCGGUCAUGAAUAAAACCUGCAUGGAGUGUCACCCCGAGUGUCAACGCAUGAAUGGGACUGCAACCUGUAGUGCGCCUGGCUCUGGAAACUGUACAAAGUGUGCCAACUUCCAGGAUGGACUGUUCUGUGUGCUUCGCUGUCCACAAGGCGUGCCAGGGGAGGAUGACACGCUGGUGUGGAAAUACGCGGAUGAGAUGAAAGUGUGCCAGCUCUGCCACAACAACUGCACCCAAGGGUGCAUCGGGCCUGGUUCUGACGGCUGCAAAGGUAGAAGCACUUCCGGUCUCUCCAUGAUUGCUGCUGGUGUGGUUGGUGGACUGCUGGCUGUUCUCAUCGCGGGCCUGUCUGUGUUCGUGUUGCUACGCAGACGACACAUCAAGAGAAAGAGAACCAUGCGCAGAGUUCUCCAAGAGAGAGAGUUGGUUGAACCUCUCACUCCGAGUGGAGAGGCACCGAACCAGGCUCUGCUGCGGAUCCUGAAGGAGCCGGAGUUUAAGAAAAUCAAAGUGCUUGGAUCAGGAGCUUUUGGUACAGUAUACAAGGGCCAGUGGGUUCCAGAGGGAGAGAAUGUGAAGAUCCCCGUUGCCAUCAAGGUUUUGAGAGAAGCCACAUCACCCAAAGCAAACAAAGAGAUUUUGGACGAGGCUUAUGUGAUGGCCAGUGUUGAACACCCCCACGUGUGUCGUCUGCUCGGCAUCUGCCUGACCUCCACAGUGCAGCUCGUCACCCAGCUGAUGCCUUACGGCUGCCUUCUGGACUACAUCAAAGAGAACAAGGACAACAUCGGCUCCCAGUGCCUGCUCAACUGGUGUGUGCAGAUAGCCAAGGGUAUGAACUACCUGGAGGAGCGCCACCUGGUGCAUCGAGACCUGGCAGCGAGGAACGUCCUGGUUAAAACUCCCCAACAUGUCAAGAUCACAGACUUUGGUCUGGCCAAACUCCUCAACUCAGAUGAGAAAGAGUACCAUGCGGACGGUGGAAAGGUACCAAUAAAAUGGAUGGCUCUUGAAUCCAUCCUGAACAGGACAUACACACACCAGAGUGACGUAUGGAGUUAUGGAGUAACAGUUUGGGAGCUGAUGACAUUUGGGACCAAACCGUACGAUGGGAUUCCUGCCAGUGAGAUAGCCGGGGUCCUUGAAAAAGGGGAGCGACUUCCUCAGCCACCAAUCUGUACCAUUGAUGUGUACAUGAUCAUGGUGAAAUGCUGGAUGAUUGAUGCAGAUAGUCGCCCUCGCUUCCGGGAGCUGAUAGCUGAGUUUACAAAGAUGGCUCGUGAUCCUUCUCGCUAUCUGGUCAUUCAGGGGGACGACUGCAUGCACCUGCCGAGCCCCUCCGACACUAAACUGUACCGCAGCCUGAUCAGCGGGGAAGACAUGGAGGACACUGUGGACGCAGACGAGUACCUGGUGCCUCAACAUGGCUUCUUCAGCAGCCCGAGCCAUUCACGCACUCCACUGCUUCACUCCUUAAGCGUCACCAGCAGCAUUGGAAGGUGUCACAGCAGAAAUGGCUUAACGAAUGCGUACCCGAGCAGAGAUGGAAGCAUGGUUCUCCGGUACAUUCCUGACCCCACAGACAAAAAUUUAGACAACGCCUUCCAGCCAGCUCCAGACUACAUGAACCAGAACGGUGUCUCAGAUGUGAUGAAUCCCGUCUACCAGCAGCCUGGCCCUCCUCGCACCAUCCUCCCCACCAUCUCUUCAGAUGACGCUGAGUCAGAGUACCUGAAUUGCUUUAAAAACGAGGACAGCAGACCCGAGUACCUCAACGAGCUCCCGUCCCCCGCCAUCCUCCCUCUCACCUCCAACGGCACGGUCCACAGCAUUCAAAAAUACCAGCCACAGAACAGCAUAGACAACCCUGAUUACCAACAGGACUUCACACCCACGUUCAAAACCCAUACUAAUGGACACAUUCCCGCGGCGGAGAAUGCAGAGUACCUGGGACCAGAUUGAGGACUGCGUUGACACAAAAUAAGAGACUUCAUUUAGAAAGGGCAUUGAUGUCUUGGCUGGGAAAGCAUAGCUAAAUGGUACCACCAGUUAUCAAAUAUGUUGUAUCCAUCCGUACAGAGACACGGGAUGGUUUGUGCAGCUUUGUGUUGUUUGUGUGCAGUCAAACUCGCCACACAAAACCCCCUCCUCUCAUUUAAAAUAUUUUCAGACUACAAAAGAUUUCUUCGUGAAGAAAGCUGGAUGAAAACCGACCCCUUAAUGACUCUGUCGACUUGAGACUUUCUGGGCCAGACAUGCAAAAAGUGAAAGCCUCUCUUGUACAGCGAGCGGCUCUAGAGCAGAAAACAAAGAACACACAACUGGCAGCUCAACUCAAAAUAAAAACCAACCUAAGGUACAUGUGAUGUUUCAUCACAAGUUAGAUACACAAUCACUCAACAAUAUCCACGGACAUAAACACACAGUGGUGCUUUCUGCCUUGAUUUGAAGCCACAGAAGUUUUCACUGUGAUGAAGUCAAGAUGAUUAAAGGGAGCUUUACAGGGCAUAAUGCUGACUGUUCUGGGUCCUCAGAGGCCUGACGACGCUCGUCUUCAAGGAUGAGUCAAUGAGAAAGCAAAAUGUUGCAAUGUAUAGAAUGUAAAGUCAGUUUAAAGGGGAGUACUGACGACUUUAAGGUUUAAAUAUGUUACCUUUAUACCUAAGACAGUUCUAUGUGUACUACAUAAAUUGCUGAUCUCAGAACAAUAUACUCACAAGAUAUGUGAUGUAACACUAACUUUAAAGAGAACGUCAUGAUUAAUAUCUCAAAUGUCACACUGUAGUGUUCAGACUCCUGUAGCUGGCUAACACUGCAGCACAAUACUCUGUGCACCCAGGAAGUGUUUUAUUAACGAUUAUUUCCCACACACUCAGAAUUUUUUAUGAUCAACACAGGAACACAAUUCAUCAGGAAAAACUGUUGAGCAGUUCAAACAAAGACCUCCCACUGCAUUUUAAUUCAUGUGUCACUACUUUUGUGUUGUUGUUUUUUACUUGUUUGAAAAUGCUGGAUGAACUGUCUUAGGUCAUGUGAGUAACUUGUUUGAAAUGUGUAGACUAAAGUAGUAUCUCCCUGUAAAUAUGAGUUUUAUUUGAAUGUCUCUAUGUCCAGUCAGAAGUAAGGACUCUUUCUGACGUGUCUACAUUAUUUCCUAAAGAUCUGUCCUUGUCUAAUUUCUUUUUAACAAAAAGUGUAGACUUUUGUUCCGCACAGGGUGUUGACACCACAUCUAUGAAUCUUCUCUUCUAUAAAGACUUGUAGUCUUAUGAGAGCAUUAACUUUGCGAGCAUUAUUCCUAGUUUUAAAGGAAUAUACUAUUGUAGCAGCCUGUAAACCUACUUUUGCAGAUUUUACACAGGUACAUGUACAGAAAACAGACAUUGUGCUGUAAUUUACUCCCAAAAUAAUCACCUAUAAUUUAUACUCAGUAAACACUUUUUGUCACACCAUA